UCUUCUAUAUAUAUAUUGAUACAGAUUCCAGUUUUCUUCUUGAAACAUAUAACGAAAACAGAACAUCAUGGUUACGUACAAAGAGGAUUAUGUUUCAAACUCACGAGGGAUUCAACUUUUCACGUGUUCAUGGAAACCAGAGGAGCAGCAAGAACCAAAGGCUUUAAUCUUUCUCUGUCAUGGCUACGCCAUGGAAUCAAGCAUCACCAUGAGCAGCACUGCAAUGAGGUUGGCCAAUGCGGGUUUCGCUGUCUAUGGAAUGGACUAUGAAGGCCAUGGUAAAUCCGGAGGAUUAAAUGGUUACGUCAAAAAAUUUGAUGAUCUUGUUCAUGACGUCUAUUCUCAUUACUCCUCAAUUUGUGAGAGGGAAGAGAAUAAGGGGAAGAUGAGGUUUCUAAUGGGAGAAUCCAUGGGAGGAGCAGUUGUGUUACUCUUAGAGAGAAAGAAGCCUGAUUUUUGGAACGGUGCCGUUUUAGUCGCCCCCAUGUGUAAGUUAGCAGAAGACAUAAAGCCACAUCCAAUGGUGAUCUCAUUUCUCACAAAGCUAACUCGGUUUAUUCCAACUUGGAAGAUAGUUCCUAGCAACGAUAUCAUUGACGUAGCAUUUAAAGAAUCCCACAUAAGAAAACAGGUAAGGGACAAUGAGUAUUGCUACAAGGGCCGGCCUCGCUUGAAAACCGCUCAUCAACUCUUAUUGGUUAGCUUGGAUCUUGAGAAGAAUCUUGAUCAGGUAUCAAUGCCAUUUAUUGUCCUUCACGGUGAAGAUGAUAAAGUUACAGACAAAAACGUAAGCAAACUACUAUACGAGGUGGCUUCAAGUUCGGACAAGACUUUCAAGUUAUACCCGAACAUGUGGCAUGGACUUUUGUACGGAGAAUCUCCUGAGAAUUUGGAGAUUGUGUUUAGUGAUAUCAUAAGUUGGUUAAACGAUAGAGCUUCUGUCACAAACCAAAGGUUGGAGACUGAGUUAAAGCAAAUGGAUGAUGGAAUUCCUAUGCAAAAAUAAGUGUUCGUGAACUAAAACGAUGAGUUUUAUGUAUUACUAGAAGAAUGUUGUAACUUACGAUAUUAAAGAGGCUCAUUAAUC
Arabidopsis arenosa is the source of this 1087-nucleotide messenger RNA. NCBI's taxonomy places the organism in Eukaryota, Viridiplantae, Streptophyta, Magnoliopsida, Brassicales, Brassicaceae. The record is from the annotation of a GenBank genome assembly.